This is a messenger RNA of Chrysemys picta bellii (western painted turtle), 3023 nucleotides long. The record is from RefSeq and is a predicted model, not a curated record. NCBI's taxonomy places the organism in Eukaryota, Metazoa, Chordata, Testudines, Emydidae.
UUAACAGUGAGACCAAACUCACUCCUCAGAUAAGCAGGUCUGAAUUGAGCCCCAGGAGAGGUGAGUGGAGCAGAUAGUGUGACAAAUUUAGUGUCCUAUAUUACUAGCCCUAAGAGGCAAGUGGACAGGACUAGGUGGACCUAAGUUUCUGCCCACGUUUACAAGUACGUAUCAGCUGUUAGGCUGAAAAUGCAAGCGAAACCGGAAUUCACAAUUUUGAUGAUUUUUUUUUUAACUGAAAUCAGGAUUUUAAAAUUGCACUGCUAGCCAUAAAGCAUUACAUUAAUGGCGUUCAUCUAAUCCUGAUACAGGACUACACAUUGUUGUAGGUGAUAGUACAAGAGAACAUCCUGUUCCAGGGCUUUGGUAUGAUGUGUGUCCAUAGAUCUGAUGCACAAAUACAAUGCAGCUUUAGACCAGCUUAUUUUCCAUUGCAGUUAAUUUUGUUUAUUAAUCUUUAACUGUGUUGCUGCUCUCAAAUUAUGACAGCGUAUGAAUCAUAACCCUCAAUGAGCCAAAUUAUAUUUCAGUGUUUUGACACCUGAAAGUCCUGGUUCCAUGCCAUCUGCAGAAUGUGGAAAUCUGACACUUCUUUCAAAAACCUUGUCUAAAUGUCACUCAGAGUUAUUGCACCAACUAGUGGAAAAUAUCAAAACUGCUGAAGCAGAGAUACUGACCUGAAGAAAACCUUGAUGUAAACUCAAAACUUGUCUCUCUCACCAACAGAAGUUGGUCCAGUAAAAGAUAUUACACUUCACCUACCUUGUCUCUCUAAUAUCCUGGGACAGACAUGGUUACAGCAACACUGCGUAUGUCUAAUCUCUAUCAUUGUCUCUUUCUGAAACGGUUGUGAAAUAGAAGGAGGCAUUUUCUGUCUAUUUUGGAUUCUGCUAUUACUAACCAUUCAAGCUUAGUUUAUUAUAGAACAUAUGUGACAAAUUUUCCUUGUAUCUCUUUGUUGCAGGUCUAACUUAACAAUAACUUUAAAGUCUGAGUCUUCUUUGUGAAAGAUGCUUUGGCUUCAUCCUGCAGUCAUUAAGCUGGCAAGGACUCUGUCAUGGGAUACACUCACUGCUAGGAUGGUGCCUCCUCCUGGCUACUCUGGGGAUUGGCUCCCUCCAGCUCUGAUGCCCUCUUCCAUCAUCCCACCCUCACAACAGCCCCACUUGCUCUAUGGGAUUCUAUGCAACUUCUGUUUGUAACACAGCCCUCCAACCACCUCACUAUAGGGUCCUCCCCUAAAGUCUCUCCCGACCAACUGUCCGGCUGCCUUUCCAGGCCAUCCUCUAAUCUAAGACUAUGCCACUAUCCCAGUGGGUGAUAGGGGAACCCAGGCCCACCCACUACUCCAGGUUCCAGCACAGCAAUCCUCUGUCUCAUGGUCUGCUUAUGCUAAGAUCCCAUUGCUAUUUCCCUCUGCUCUUUCCUACUUCCCUUCUCUUUCUCGGUGUUCUCUGGGGUUCAAUUCAAGUGCCUAAUUCUCAGGGAAAGACUGUCACCUACAGCCCACUUCUGUUCUCAGCUUGCUGGCUUUGUACAGGCCCGCCUAUACCUGCUCAGCUGAGCUUCAUCUUCUGUUAGGGCUUGCCUGUCCAGUCUAAUCCUUCCCCAAGUGCAGCCUGGUAUGUUAAUUAGCCCCUUCCUAGCAACCUUAACCCAUUCAGGUGAGGUGUGGCAUGAAAACUCCAUCACAGACCCCAUAACACCUAUGAGUCUCUCUGGCCUGAGUAUGGAUUGUAGAUUUGGGCCUGUAAUAAAUUAGUUGUGUUUCUGUAGUAGUAUUGUAUAGCGUCCUCCAGAAUAUGUAACAUGCCUUGUCUUCGUAGGACGGUGCUAGAGGAGAUGUGCCACCGUGCAUAUACCCAAGAAAGCUGAGAUAAGCACAUGUCCAGUACUUUAAAAAUAUAGAAUGGAUUUUGUGAAAGAACAAGCUAAAGUCAGAUGUACAGCAAGCAAGUACUGUGCAAGUUUCCCCACCCGUUGGUCAUUUCUCGUGAUCAUUAUCCAGCGCAUCCUGAAGUUGGGGGAAAGACUCCUAUUGGCUUCGCUGAGAGUUGGUGUAGGCUCAUAAACAUAGUGUGGACUUUGUGCAGGAGACAUCCCUGAAAAUGGAAAACAACACAACCACAGAGAUUCUGAAAUCUACCAGACCAUCCAUCCUUAAAGAAGAGGCAAUCGCAGAAAGAAAAUGGGUGAAGCUUGAACAGACGACCUAUGUUGAUCCCUCAGGUAAAACCAGAAUUUGGGAAACCGUAAAGCGUACUACCAAGAAAGAGGACAGUUCAGCUGAUGGUGUAUCAGUUAUACCUGUGUUACAAAGAACUCUCCACUAUGAUUGCAUUGUUCUAGUGAAACAAUUCAGGCCUCCAAUGGGAGGGUAUUGCUUGGAAUUCCCUGCAGGCCUCAUUGAGGGAAAUGAAAGCCCAGAAAGCGCUGCCUUGCGAGAGUUGGAGGAAGAAACGGGGUACAAAGGGGAUAUCGUUGAAUGUUCUCCAGCUGUUUGCUUGGACCCUGGUUUGACAAACUGCACAACGCACAUUGUGACCGUCACCAUUAAUGGAGAUGAUGCUUGUAAUACAAGACCCAUGCAAAAGCCUGAGGAAGGAGAAUUUGUGGAAGUUGUUUCACUACCAAAGAAUGAUCUACUGCAGAGAAUUGACGAGCUAGUGGCAGAAGACCAUAUUUUAGUGGAUGCCAGAGUUUACGCCUAUGCAUUGGCACUGAAGCAUGCAACACAAAAACCCCUCCAAGUGCCUUUUAUGAAGUUCUAAGGCUGCAUAUGUAACCUCGUUGAAUAGUUCCAGGAUGGAGUCAAAUGGUCAAUAUAGACUUGGAAGCUGUAUGUUUUCUGACAAUAAAAGGUCCUGUAGAUUACACACAGUAUUAAGCAAUCAUAGUUCCAGGAAAGAUUGCUUGAACUACUUGUACUAUAUAAAGCCUUUCUCUAACUGUUCAAUCUCUAACUCUGAAUGGAAUUUUAUCCUUUGCAGAAGAAUAAAAAAUCAUGGCCUGUUAAGAGAUCA